This is a messenger RNA of Coregonus clupeaformis (lake whitefish), 1601 nucleotides long. RefSeq names its product zinc finger protein 271-like. The record is from RefSeq and is a predicted model, not a curated record. Gene Ontology annotation, biological process: regulation of transcription by RNA polymerase II. Lineage: Eukaryota; Metazoa; Chordata; Actinopteri; Salmoniformes; Salmonidae. Bases 593 to 1510 code for a protein of 305 amino acids. The transcript has 3 exons. Gene Ontology annotation, molecular function: DNA-binding transcription factor activity; RNA polymerase II cis-regulatory region sequence-specific DNA binding.
UCCACAAGCUGCUGCCCCCACUCCCUCCCCAGAAUAUAUUAUUGUGAAUAUCGACAGCCUGCUGCAGCUGUUUCAGCGGUGUGAGCAGUGCAGGCGUGAGAGUGUGAUACAGACGCAGAGAGACAGGACAUGCCUCUCUGUGACCCAACACUAACAGAGCUGCAACCACCUCAGGACAUGGGCAAGCAACUUGUCUUCUGUCCAGACACACAGAGGAAAUGGGGAGGAGCCACAGAACACCCAGGUUGCGGAUGUGCAAGUGGCCCUUCCGUCUGAGGACACAUAUGAGGCCCUGGAGCUGACUGGCUCUCUGGAGAUGGAGGUGACUGUAGACCAGCCACCAAGACCAGGGGGAAGUGGUCCAUCAUUGGUGAGGUGGAAGUAGGAGGGGAACAAAGGAGCAGAGGAGAGCAAGAAAGUGACUGAGGUGGUGUUGGACAGUGAGACAGGCAGUGCACAAAGCCAGGAGGAGAAUGGCCUGUCCUCACAGGAGAAUGAGGGAGGAGAGGAGAGAAAGGGAAAGUCCCUAGGAGGUAAACAACAGGAGAAUGAUGCUGAGCAGCAGGCCUCUAUUGAGGUGACAAUAUACUCUAUGGAGCCUGAGGACUCUGAAAGCCAAACCUCUCAGAUAGACAGAGAAGGAGAGAAGAAGCAGGUGGCUGCAGAUGAGUGUGAGGGGGAGGGUGGUGAGUGUGAGAUGGAGGGUGAAGAGACAGAUGAGGAAGAUGGACAGAGAGAGAGUGACUCUGAAUUUGACCCAGAGGAGAAAGCAAAAGGGAGAGGUAGGAGGAGAGGGACGGGAGGAGGAAGGCAAUUGCAGCAGCCUACAGGAGAGAGUGGUUUGGACAAGUCUGCUGAAGACUCUGAUGGAUCAUCUUCAUCAUCACCCCAGAGAGACCAGCAGGAUCAGGAGUCGUUCAGCGGUGCCGCUGGAGAACUGGGCUCUGGUGACCUUGCCAGCAUCCAGCAAAAAUUCAAACACUCCAAACACCAUAUGGUCCUCUGUCCUGAAUGUGGCAUCCUGUACUCCACCAGACUGCAGCACCGUAAAUGUGAACACAAGUUCAUGGUCCGCUGUCCAGACUGUGGGAAGCGCUGUGUGAAUGAACUCGGCCUCAAGAGUCACCAGAGGCAACACCGUCAGGACCUUAAGUUUCCCUGUAAGUUCUGCCUCCAAUCCUUCAGGACGCGGCCGGACAAGCUGACCCAUGAGAAGCCCACAGAUUCAAAAUAUUUAAAAAUCACAGAUGCUACCGCUGCUCAGUGCUCACUGAGGUUUGACAACAUCCUCAUAUGGAAUCGCCAUCUCAGAGCGCAUGAGUCCAAGAAACACAUCUGUCAUACAUACAAGGAAUUCGACCAACGUCAAUCCCUGGAGAGGCAUGAGCGGAUCCACAGUGACGACAAGCCCUUCAAAUGUCACGUUUGCCAGCGUGCCUUUACCCAGCCAGCUGAAGUCCCACCUGCGUGUCCACACUGGGGAGAGGCCCUUCCAAUGCCAGCGCUGUGACAAGAGCUUCAACCACAACGUCAGCCUCAAGAACCACGUCACACGCUACCACAGCCCAGACUCAGGGCUGGACCCUGAUGAAGGACCAGGA